AUGGCCGAGGCCGUAGACUCAGAGAAAACUCUGGGAAUCAGAUCUGAGCCGCGAUUGCCAUUACAUACCUUCCCUCCGCCCAUGAUCAUACCGCCGCUGAAGCAGCCGCACCAGCAGACCAUCAUCCUCCUACACGGCCGAGGUUCCAGUGCGAAAAUAUUUGCGCCGGAGCUUCUGUCUGUCCCACUUAAUAAUUCAGCCACAUCACCGGGCUUGAAUGCUUGUACUUUUCGAGAUCUUCUACCGCAUACGCGCUUCGUUUUCCCGACUGCGCCGCGGUCGCGGGCAACCAUUUACAGACGGGCCAUUAUCAACCAAUGGUACGACGGGAGCGGCGACUGGGAGGAUACACUACUGGGCCACGCAAAGGAAACAGUUCUAUUCAUACAUUCUCUAUUGGAAGAUGAAGCCAUUCGGCUGGGCGGGACGGAUAAGUUAGUGCUCGGCGGCUUCAGUCAAGGCUGUGCUGCGGCGCUUGUUUGCCUGUUGUUGUGGCGGGGGACGCCACUCGGCGGUAUACUGGGUAUGUGUGGGAUGUUGCCCAUGGCUGACGUGAUGGCCGAGGCCAUGGCGGAAGGAGAUUAUCGACUGGGUGGACGGUACGAUGAGGCGCCGGAAGGCUCUGAUGACGGUCCCUUUGAGCACUCUGAUGGCGAUUCGACGACUAGCUGGGAGGGUCAUCGGUCUGAACACGAUCCGGUGGAACGAGCAUUGCGUAUUCUGGGGGACGAGAUUGGCAUCACGGUAGCGGAGCUAGCGACGCGUCCAUCAUUCCUGGAGACACCUGUGUUUCUCGGGCAUGGGACCGUGGAUGAUAAUGUCCCAGUACGCUACGGUCAGGAGGCGGCGAGGGUUUUGCGAGCGAUGGGCUGUGAGGUCGACUUCAAGACCUACGAUGGGCUAGACCAUUGCUAUUCCAAGGAUAUGCUGAAGGACAUGAUAGGGUUCCUUGGAGACAUAGCGCCGGGUUCACGAUGGUCUUGA
Messenger RNA from Colletotrichum costaricense, 984 nucleotides. RefSeq names its product acyl-protein thioesterase. The coding region runs from base 1 to 984 and encodes 327 amino acids. Gene Ontology annotation, biological process: protein depalmitoylation. NCBI's taxonomy places the organism in Eukaryota, Fungi, Ascomycota, Sordariomycetes, Glomerellales, Glomerellaceae. The record is from RefSeq and is a predicted model, not a curated record. The transcript has a single exon. Gene Ontology annotation, molecular function: palmitoyl-(protein) hydrolase activity; carboxylic ester hydrolase activity. Gene Ontology annotation, cellular component: cytoplasm.